AACACGAAUUUACGCUACAGAGUGCUGCUGAUAUCUCAACCGAACUCCCUCCAGCCUGUCAGGGUAGUUUGUCACAUUUUAUCCAAUCAGCGGGCGUAUGUUUUGUGCGUAUUGAAGCCUAAACCAAUCAUAUUUGAUCGGAGGCGGGACUAAAGGGUGCUAAGCGACUCGGAGGACAAACAAAACAACAGAAAACAUAAAAAAACGGAGAAGUUUGUAAAGACACUAAAUGGACGUCUUUGUUGACGAGAUGUUUGUUAGGUUGUGAGGUUUCAUUUAUAAGUUGCAUUAAAGGAUGUUUAACUUUUAACAAUUGUAAGUUUAAUUGAAUAUGGACAAAAUAAAACGUGUCAGUAAAUCAGUGAAAUGUUUGCUGAAUGAGGUCCAGUGUGUGUACAGAGAGAAGCUCAGGGACCUGGAGGGUGACAUUAAAGGCUCCCAAGAGGAGAUUCUGAGGACGAAGAUCCGGAUUCUGCACUCUUACGUAAAUGACCUGAGCGAUCAGAAUGGGAUCUUGGUCCACACAGUGGAAGAGCUGGAAAAAGAAGCAAACGAGAAGGUCUCUCGCUUGAAAGCGAAACUUCAGGCUUCAGAAGAAGGCAUCAAGGACUCGGACCAUCAGCGAAGGCGCCUGGAGGAAGACAACAAGUGCCUAAAAGCUGAGAUUCAGAAGCUGAAGGCUGACACCGGAGCCCUUACACGAGUCGUGCGAGAGGCUCAGCGUGCACGCGGCCUAGACGUCACAGGGCUGACAUUAAGGCCACAGACACCGGAGAGCGUCACAGACCAGUCAGCUCACAGCAGUCAGCUGCCGCAGAAGCCAGGUGACCUUAUGAAGGCUCAGGUGGAGGAUCUGCAGAAUCAGCUGAAGACCAAAAACAGGAUUAUUCAAAGUCUGGAAGAGGAAAUUAAGACACGUUUGUCCCACAGAGUUCAGGAGAAGAAUGAGGGCAACAGGGUUGCAGAAGCUCCAGAGGGGGUGUGUAAAGAGGAGGUGUGUAAGCCGAGCGUGGUGCAGAAGCGAACACACACACACACUGAGAUACACAGGAAGCAUCUGCACGAGACCAAGAAGCAGCUAUCAGAGCUGAAAAAGGAGUGUGAAGAGAAACAGAAACAAGUGGAGAAGCUGCAAGCAGGAACCACAAAGCGUGAAGUGCUGAUGAAGGAGAAGGCUGAGGAGCUUCAGAGAGCAAUCUCAGAGAAGAGAAACCUGGAGCUGGAGCUUGCCGUAAUCACAGAGAAACACAGAACGGCUCAACACGAGGCGUCCAGCCGAGAUCAGGCGAUUCUGCAGCUGAGGGCGGAGCUUCAAGUCACGGUGGAGAAAAACCAGGGAGUGCAGGAGGAGCUGGGGCUGCAGGAGGCUGAGGUCAGCAGGCUUAAUGAGAAGGUGAGGAAGCAGCAGGCCCACUUACAGGAGCUGAGAGAGAUGUGUCGCCACGGAAACGCCCGGAUGGACCACGAACAGCACAAAACACAACAGCUCCAGAGUCAGCUACAUCUCGCUCAGCAACAGCUGAAGCGGCAGGCCGAGCGGGCAGAGCGUCUGCAGGGAGAACUGACCGCGUCACGGCUCGACCACGCCACCGACGCCGAACGCUGGACUCAAAGGAACCUUCUCCUGCACAGAGAGGUCCAGCAGCUCCAGGAGCAGAACCUCCAGCACACUCAGAACCUCAGAGAACACGGCGAGAAACUCGCAGAGGCCGAGCACACGCUGCUCCUCGCCCAGAAGAAGGUGACGGAGUACGAGGAGAUCCUGAAGAAGCGCCACACGGAGAUUAGACUUCUGAACCAGAAGCUGGAGGAGAUCCAGGACCAAGUGCAGAAGAGCAGGAACUCAUCCCAGAGUCAACGUUCUGCUCUGGAGAUCUUCAAACAGAAAUACACCAGUGCCAUGGAGAAGGUCCUUCAGCUGCAGGUACAGAUCCAGAGGACGGAGGAAGAGGCGGAGCUUUCUCAGAAACAGAUGCUAGAGGCCCGAGCAGCUGAAAUGUCGAGUCUGGAGUCUCGCUACGAACACAAAGCGAAGGAGAAGGAGGAGGCCAUGGAGCUGCUCACGGACGAGCUUCAAGCAGCGCUGGAGGGAUUGAAGAGCCACGAGGAGAGAAACCUGCAGCGUGAGGAGGAGAUGGAGGAGUUACAGCUCAGGAUGGAGCUCCAGCACAAACAGGUCCAGAAGGAAGUGGCCGAGCUGCAGAACACGUGUCUGACUCUCCGAACCAGAAAUGAAGAACUGCAGAAGGUCCAUGACAAGCUGUGGAAAGUGACUGAGGAGAAGAACCAGAAGGAAAAGGAGAACCAGGUCAUGAGAUAUGAGCUCAAGCAACUGGGUCUUCAACUUCAGCAGCUUCUCUCUUUUUUCACAAAGACAGCUGAUGCUGUACUGGAGCAGGAAGACAGCGCUGUUUUCAUACCAUCGUUGCUCAGGAACACAGAAGAGCAGCUGAAUGACAAUCCUGAAGAGAAAGAGGACAUCCCUCAAUUCACCUGGAUACAGUCGACUGUAGACCAGCUUCGAGCCGAGGUCGAGCUUUUCCUGAGAUCUACGAUGAAAGCUGUAGAAGACGCAGCGGUGCAGCAGAGACUCGUCUGUGAGGCAGCAGGAGAAAGAGACGAGGCCAGAGAGCAGCUGCAGCAGCUGAAACACAAUUUGGAGGAAACCCAGGCAGAAAACACUCACCUUCAUCAGGAGAGAGAACAGCUGGUGACCAACAUCAACCUCUGGAUCAUCAAGCACAAGGCCGCUAACGAGAGUCUGGCUGCACGGAUCAAACAGCAGAACAAGCUUUUGACCAGCAUCAGUCUGGAGAGAGAGUGCGAACGCAAGGGCCGAGUGGACGAGCACCUGAGCAAAAUCAACCACGUCCAGUCAAGACUGAGGUCCAACAUGAGGUCUGUUACGCUGCUGAAUCAACAGUUGAACAGCAUGAGCGAGGAGAACAAGAGGAACAAGAAGCUACUGGAGAAGGAGCAGAAAAGGCGUUCACAUCUGGAGCAGUUUCUGGGACUGAGUGUCAAUCAGAGCUCAGUUCCUCUCUUUUCUCCUCCAUCCCUCCAUCCCUCAGACCUGGAGUUCGACCAGAUGGAGACGCAGCUCAGAGGAACAUGGGAGAAGAGAUCAAAAUCUGCUUUACAGUAGAGCCAAGUGUCUCCUUAGGCAUUAGCAAGAACCUACAGCUUUCACACAACGAGGUCUUAGACACGGACGAGACUACAAACGACCACUCAAGACUUUUUCACGUGGCUCACAGACAAACGCACAAAACACACACGAGCCACAUGGUUACUUUAAACUAUCUGAUGUAAACAAAAGCUCAUUGUUGCUUAAACGCCAGCGAGAUUGUAUUUAGCGUGAAGUAUUAAAAAAUAAAC
Molecule: messenger RNA, 3378 nt
Organism: Tachysurus vachellii
Lineage: Eukaryota; Metazoa; Chordata; Actinopteri; Siluriformes; Bagridae
Product: golgin subfamily A member 6-like protein 22
Exons: 20
Coding region: 332-3145 (937 amino acids)
Biological process (GO): spermatogenesis
Source: RefSeq, a predicted model, not a curated record